This is a messenger RNA of Hypomesus transpacificus, 1718 nucleotides long. RefSeq names its product nicotinamide/nicotinic acid mononucleotide adenylyltransferase 1-like. NCBI's taxonomy places the organism in Eukaryota, Metazoa, Chordata, Actinopteri, Osmeriformes, Osmeridae. The transcript has 9 exons. Gene Ontology annotation, cellular component: mitochondrion; cytosol. Gene Ontology annotation, molecular function: lipid binding; nicotinamide-nucleotide adenylyltransferase activity; nicotinate-nucleotide adenylyltransferase activity. The record is from RefSeq and is a predicted model, not a curated record. Gene Ontology annotation, biological process: NAD+ biosynthetic process; retinoic acid biosynthetic process; vitamin A metabolic process. The coding region runs from base 134 to 1612 and encodes 492 amino acids.
GAACUGACGUUCCGCAGAACCGGGGACACUUGACGCUGUGACACCGACGCCGGGCAUGGACCCCUUAUGCAAACUGUCUACUGUUUGAUAACGUGUUGUGUGAGGCCCCUCUCAGGGUGAGGAGGAAGACAAGAUGGCCGCCGUGCGGGUGCCCCUGGUGCUACUUGCGUGUGGCUCCUUCAACCCCAUCACCAACCAGCACAUGAGGCUGUUUGAGCUGGCCAGGGACCACCUGCACGGCACAGGCCAGUACAAGGUGGUGGGUGGGAUCGUGUCCCCAGUAAGUGACGGCUACAGCAAGCAGGGGCUGGUAUUGGCGAAGCACCGCGUUGCCAUGGCGAAGCUGGCACUGCAGAGCUCUGAUUGGGUGUCUGUGGACGACUGGGAAAGCCAGCAGCCUGAUUGGACGGAGACAGUGGUCACCUUGAGGUACCACUAUGGGAGGAUUCUGAAGCAGUACCAACAGAACUUGGAGGACAGAGACAGCAUGUCCUCUCAACCCCCCAACCCCGCAGCCCCCCAGCUGAAGCUGCUGUGCGGCGCUGACUUCCUGGACUCGUUCAGCGUGCCGGGCCUGUGGCUGGAGGCCCACGUGGAGGAGCUGGUGGAACGCUUCGGCCUGGUGUGCGUGAGCCGGGGCGCCCUGCAGCCGGAGUGGGCCGUGCACCGGUCCGACACGCUGUCCCGACACCGGCAGAACAUCUUCCUGGUCCGGGAGUGGAUCCGGAACGAGAUCAGCGCCACCGAGGUGCGGCGGGGCCUGCGGCGUGGGCAGAGCGUGCGCUACCUGGUCCCUGACAGCGUCCUGGAGUACGUCCAGCAGCACCACCUCUACACACACGACAGUGAGACGCUCAACCAGGGAGCCCCACUCAGACCCCUCACCAAGCAGGGAGCCCCACUCUGGAAAUACUCUUACCCUAAUCCAACAUUUACCUUACACACAAACCUCAGCGCACGGUCAUUAUGUGAGAGGGCCUUUAUUCCUGUUACACGGAGCGCGAGGGGGAUUGUGGCGCUCACGGGGGGAGAGAAAGGGUGGUCUAAACCUGCGCACUCAGAACAACAUGACAACGUAACGAGUAAUCCGAUUAAAGUGAUCCUGGUUAAAAUUGGUGGUAUUGAAAGCGAUCCCUCAUUCGGACGCAAACACCCUGCGAUAUCGUUCCCUUUUUAUUGCCUGGAAGGAAACUUGAAAACUGCCAAGAUGCCAGUUGACCUGAAUGGAUACUGGAAAAUGAUCUCCAACGACAACUUCGAAGAGUACUUAAAGGCUCUUGAUGUCAACGUAGCCAUCAGGAAGAUCGCCACUCUGCUCAAGCCUGACAAGGACAUCACCCAGGAUGGAGAUCACAUGAUCAUCAAGACCCUGUCCACCUUCAAGAACUACCACAUGGACUUCUACGUGGGGAAGGAGUUCGAGGAGGACCUGGCCGGCGUGGACGACAGGAAGUGCAUGACCACCAUCACAUGGGAAGGAGACAAGCUGGUGUGUGUCCAGAAGGGGGAGAAGGAGGGGAGAGGCUGGACACACUGGGUGGAGGGAGACCAGCUGUACCUGGAGCUCCGGGCCUGUGGAGCAGUGUGUCUGCAGGUGUUCAAGAAGUCUUAAAGCUCGCCAACAACUCAAUCCAUCUCUUUAUCUAUCCAUCUCUUUAUCUAUCCAUCUCUUUAUCUAUCCAUCUCUUACAUUUAAUAAAACAGAGUGUGACAGCUCC